GCCCCGCCUUAAUUCCCGGGCCUGGCCCGCUGGCUGGCUGUCUCGCGCUGCUUGUUGCUUUGCUUCGCUUUUGCAAACCGUGCAUCGCCUUUGCAGCAGCAGCAGCUUCGGAAGCAAGCCCCAAAUGAGCGAGCUGAGGCAGAGAGCGGGCCGAGAUGCCGACGGGCAGCAGGACUCCGAGGGGAAGGAUUCGGAGGUGGAGAGCAAGGUGGAUGGCGGGGGCGAAACAGCCUCGGACAGCGAGAGCAAGGCGGGGCCAGCCCCCCCGGCCCCCGUAGAUGACACCCCCGAGGUCCUCAACAGGGCCCUCUCCAACAUGUCCUCCAGGUGGAAGAACUGGUGGGUGAGAGGCAUCCUGACCCUGGCGAUGAUCGUCUUCUUCUUCAUCAUCAUCUACUUGGGGCCCAUGGUGCUGAUGAUGAUUGUGAUGUGCGUCCAGAUCAAGUGCUUCCAUGAAAUCAUCACCAUCGGCUACAACGUCUACCAUUCCUAUGAACUGCCUUGGUUCCGGACGCUCAGCUGGUACUUCCUGCUGUGCGUGAACUACUUCUUCUAUGGGGAGACGGUGACAGACUACUUCUUCACGCUGGUGCAGCGCGAGGAGCCAUUGAGGAUCCUGAGCAAGUACCAUCGCUUCAUCUCCUUCGCCCUUUACCUGACAGGUUUCUGCAUGUUCGUCUUGAGUCUGGUCAAAAAGCAUUAUCGGCUCCAGUUCUACAUGUUUGGCUGGACCCACGUGACUUUGCUCAUAGUGGUCACCCAGUCGCACCUCAUCAUUCACAACCUCUUUGAAGGAAUGAUCUGGUUCAUCGUCCCAAUUUCUUGUGUCAUUUGCAACGACAUCAUGGCCUACAUGUUUGGGUUCUUCUUCGGACGCACUCCGCUGAUUAAGCUGUCUCCGAAAAAGACCUGGGAAGGUUUCAUUGGCGGCUUCUUUGCCACCGUGGUUUUUGGCCUUUUGCUCUCAUACGUCAUGUCGGGCUACCGGUGCUUCACGUGUCCUGUGGAGUUCAACAACGACAGCAACAGUUUCACCGUGGACUGCCAGCCCUCCGAGCUCUUCCAGCUGCAGGACUACAACGUCCCCAUGGUGCUCCAGUCCCUCAUCGGAUGGAAAACGGUCCGGAUGUAUCCCUUCCAGAUCCACAGCAUCGCGCUCUCCACGUUCGCCUCCCUCAUUGGCCCCUUUGGUGGUUUUUUUGCCAGCGGCUUUAAAAGAGCGUUCAAGAUCAAGGACUUUGCCAACACCAUCCCGGGGCAUGGCGGCAUCAUGGACCGCUUUGACUGUCAAUAUCUGAUGGCCACCUUUGUCAACGUCUACAUCGCCAGCUUCAUCAGGGGCCCGAACCCCAGCAAGCUCAUCCAGCAGCUGCUGACCCUCCGGCCGGAGCAGCAACUGAGCAUCUUCAACACGCUGAAGGCCCACUUGGUGGACGAGGGGGUCCUGGCCGCACCCGAGGAAGCCUGAGCAGCCAUGGAAGCCAGCCAACUGGCCACAGCCAGCGCCACCGCCAGCCCAAUGGGACCGACCCUCUCUCCCAUCGUCCCCAGCAGACCCUUCCUCAGCUUGCCUGGCUUAGGACAGUCACCAGCCAGCUGCUCCCGCGUCUUCCCUUUUUUCCCACUCAAGAAAAAGGUUCUUUCCAAACCAUCCGUUUCUCCACCUGGCAUCCGGUCGCAGAGGAAAGACAGCAGGGUUGAGUACUGUAGGGCCCAUCGUCCCCAAGCAAGAGUGGGUGUCUCCUCCUCUUGUGUUUGUAUCUAAGAAGCCACAUCUCUUUCUUUUCCUUUAUAAUCGAAGGAGGUGGAUCUCCGACUCUUUAUUUUGGAGCGUGUAGGUCUGCAAAAGGACCGCAACUCCCAUCGUCCCCACGUCACUGAGCGGCCAAAGCAGAGCAAAAUUUCAUUUGACGCUUUUUGCCGCGUCUUGGGGUUCAAAGCCGGCAUUUCGUUUUGCCCCUUGCAGAGCAUAUGCUCCCCAUUGCUUCCGGAGUGAGACAAUCCAGGAGAUUGACAGCUGUCAGUCAAGGAAAAACUCAAUGCUGUUUAGUUCUUACAGCGCAUCAGAUCCCCCAGCAAGGUUAGGGAAAUGUUCCAGGAGAUGGACGGCUGUCAAUCAAUCAAAAAUUAAUGGAUUUGAUCUCUGACUGAGUCAGUGCAGAGGUCCAGGGGAUUGACAGCUGUCAGUCAAGGAAAAAAAUCAAUGCUGUUUGGCCCUUACAGCGCAUCAGAUCCCCCAGCAACGUUAGGGAAAUGUUCCAGGAGAUGGACAGCUGUCAAUCAACAAAAAAUGAAUAGAUUUGGCCUCUGACAGUGCAGAGGUCCAGGGGAUUGACAGCUGUCAAUCAAGCAAAAUUCAUUGGCUGUUGAUAUGCUCUUUGAGCCUAAACUCCAUGAGUAUGCUUAGUGCAAAGGUCUGGGAGAUGGACAGCUGUCAAUCAAAAAUUAAUGGAUUUGGCCUUUGGUGUUCAAAGUUUUCCCAACAUGGUCAGUGCAAAGGUCUGGGAGAUUGGCAGCUGUCAAUCAAGCAAAAAUCAAUGGCCAUGCUAUUUGCGUCUUCACGGAACGUAUGUCCUCCUCAGUAUGAUUAGUUAGUGCAAAGCUCUGGGAGAUUGGCAGCUGUCAAUCAAGCAAAUAUCAAUGGCCAUGCUAUUUGCGUCUUCACGGAGCAUAUGCCCUCCUCAGUGUGAUUAGUUACUGUAAAGGUCUGGGAGAUUGGCAGCUGUCAGUCAAGCAAAAAACCCAAUGUUAUUUGCUUCUUGCGGGACAUAAACUCCCCAUCGCCUCGUGAGUCAGAUAAUUGACAGCUGUCAGUCAAGUCACAUCCUAUUGCUGCUGGCAUACUACCAUUUUAAAAACACUUGUUGCAUUUAAUGCGGUUUGACACUACUUCUACAGCUCAGUGCUAUGGGAUCAUGGGUGAGAAAAGUUUGGUGAGAAAAGGCCGAAGACCUUGGGAAACUACAGCUCCCAAGCUCCCAUAGCAUUGAGCUAUGGAAGUAGUGCCAAACCGCAUUCAUUCUGCAGUGUAGAUGCACCGAGCGACAGUAAUAUAGAGUGCAGGACACACAAUUUUCUCUUUCUCUCUAUCCGUAUAUAUAUAUAUAUCGAUCGAUCUCUAUAUCUCCCAACACACUUUGUGCCACUGUGUUCUUCUUCUCUUCCUCCUUGACAUUCGGCGUAUUCGUUCCAAGCCAAACCGCCCGCUUCUUUCUCUGUGCGUUGUCUUGGGUUUAUUUUUUUUAUGUUUAUGACUUUUUCUUUCCUCCUGUUCCCGUUACGGCAAAGAUACGCAAUAGUCUUGCCUGCCUCCUCCGGGUUUGGUUCUAUUGUUUUGACUGUCAGAAUGUGAAAUAUUGUACAAAGGUAUUUUACCCUAUUUAUAUACUGUAAUGUUAUGGUUCAAUAAAAAAUGUCCCGACAAGAAAAA
Molecule: messenger RNA, 3430 nt
Organism: Anolis sagrei ordinatus
Lineage: Eukaryota; Metazoa; Chordata; Lepidosauria; Squamata; Anolidae
Gene: CDS2
Product: CDP-diacylglycerol synthase 2
Cellular component (GO): endoplasmic reticulum membrane
Molecular function (GO): phosphatidate cytidylyltransferase activity
Source: RefSeq, a predicted model, not a curated record